GUGGGAUUAACCUGUAGACACUACUCCACCUGAGCAGUUACAAGAAAUCAGAAGCCUCUAACUGGUGACAAUCCAUACAGUCUUAAGAAACAACAGACAGCGAUGAUGAAGCUUCUAGCCUCUCCCUUCCUUCUGUUGCUGCCACUGAUGCUCGUGUUGAUGGUCUCCAGCAGCCCCAAUCCAGGGGUCGCCAGAAGCCAUGGGGACCAACACCGGGCUCCUAGGAGGUGGCUCUUGGAAGAUGGCCAAGAAUGUGAAUGCAAAGAUUGGUUCCUGCAAGUCCCAAAGAGAAAAACCACAGCAGCGCUGGGGCCACCAAGGAAGCAGUGUCCCUGUGAUCAUGUCAAGGGCAGUGAGAAAAAAACCAGACACCGAAAGCACCACGGGAAGUCACAAAGACUCUCCAGAGCCUGCCAGCAAUUUCUCAAACAAUGUCAACUAGCAAGCUUUGUGCUGCCCUUGUAGUCCUGAGACUCUUGUAGUCCCAGUUAGACUCUCUCAGUGAAAAGGAGGUGACCGGCCCUAGAGUGCUUCUUCUUCUUCUCCCCACCCCCAUCCUCACCAGAGAAUCGCAGUGCUCUCAAAAGUCACCACCCAACAGAGUGUCUGUGACUGUGCCCUCUGGUGCCACCUGCACUUGCCACUCUUCUCUUACGCCUUCUGUUUACCCUAAAAGAACGCAGGAAACCCCGACCCCCUGUUGGUCUCACUUACCAUAAAUAUAAUAAGAAAACUAGCAAAGAAAAUCAUUAAAUACACAGUGCAUA
Messenger RNA from Grammomys surdaster, 767 nucleotides. It is a transcript of the gene Cxcl17, whose product is annotated as C-X-C motif chemokine ligand 17. Lineage: Eukaryota; Metazoa; Chordata; Mammalia; Rodentia; Muridae. The transcript has 4 exons. Gene Ontology annotation, biological process: positive regulation of monocyte chemotaxis; positive regulation of macrophage chemotaxis; positive regulation of vascular endothelial growth factor production. The coding region runs from base 103 to 465 and encodes 120 amino acids. The record is from RefSeq and is a predicted model, not a curated record.